Messenger RNA from Bicyclus anynana (squinting bush brown), 3097 nucleotides. Its product is annotated as T-complex protein 11-like protein 1. The transcript is spliced from 9 exons. The coding region runs from base 358 to 1833 and encodes 491 amino acids. NCBI's taxonomy places the organism in Eukaryota, Metazoa, Arthropoda, Insecta, Lepidoptera, Nymphalidae. Gene Ontology annotation, biological process: signal transduction. The record is from RefSeq and is a predicted model, not a curated record.
UUGACAAUGACAACUUUAAAAUUAACAAGUAAACGAAUGGAUGUGAUUGUAAAACAAUAAAACAAUACAAAAUAUCAAAAACAAUAAAAGAAAUAAAUAACGUUAAAUUAAUGUUGUUGAUUCAAUUACAUUUAACGAAAAUUAUUGUUAGUGGGAAGAAAAAAUUUGCGACCAUUGUCUCAGUCAAAAAUAAGGUUAUGUUAUGAAAUCAACGGAUCGAGGUGAUUCACUUCGUAUGAUAUUGAGGUUUUGACCGUUUUACGGCUAAGCAAGCAGCCGUAUAUGGGUUGAGUACGUAAAGGUUGCUUUCAGAAGGCUUUACUGUUCCGUUGUAUCUCUUUGUGAAGAGUUAAAAUAAUGGGUGAUCGCGAGAAGCCAAGUGGAUCUGGGUCACAGGAUGAGAAGGAGAAGCCAAAAAGGGUUGCUUCACAGCCUGUGGCAACUGGCUCAAGUGGUUCAAGUUACUUUGCAAGUGAACCCAUCCAGUUCAGAGUUCGAGGGUCUACCAUCACAGGGGCAUCACCCCCCAAAUUUGUUACCCUGGAGGAUAUAAUGAAAGCUGCACAUGGUAUGCAGAAUAUGGCUUUGGCACAUGAAAUUGCAGUGGACCAAGAUUUCAAAUUGGAACCUUUUGAACCACCCGAUAACAGCUAUCAAAAGUUAGUGAAAGAAACUAUGCACAAAGCAUAUUUUGAUAUAUUAAGAGAACAACUUAACUCUGAUCCACCUGAAUACAAGCAGGCUCUAGUCUUACUGGAAGAUGUAAAGCAGGGUCUGUUCUCAAUAUUGCUACCCCGGCAGACUCGUAUAAAGGAUAUGAUUGAAGAAGUACUAGACGCUGAGUUCAUCAAGCAGCAAGCGGAGAACAACAGCCUGGACUUCCACAAGUAUGCCCACUUCGUGAUAGACUUGAUGGCCAAGCUCGCUGCUCCGGCCAGGGAUGAGAUGAUCCAUCACAUUACCACACUCACUGAUACUGUGGACAUAUUCCGAGCUAUCCUGGAGACCUUGGAAGUGCUAAAAUUGGACCUGGCCAACACACUGAUAGCCAUGCUGCGACCCCAUGUACAACAGGAGAGCGUGGCCUAUGAGAGGACCAAGUUUGAUGAGAUGCUGAAGAUAUCUGAAGAUGGGUUACAACACACGCGAGAAUGGCUGCAGAGGCACAUAGACAAGACAGAGCUAGAGCUGCCGGUCAGAGACCAGAAUAUUAUAAGGAAUGUUACAGCACAAACUUUAGCCAAGGCAUAUCUGGAACUAUUGGAGUGGGACAACUCGAAGACUUAUCCUGAGACAGUGUUGCUAGACAAACCACGUUUCACAGAGCUCGGCACACAAGUGUACCGGCUGAUAUGUGUGACGUCACUGCUGCUUGUCAGCCCAUCCUGUGGUGCCGACCAACAAGGCCAGCACAAGCAGCGGCUGAAGGAGAAACUGUUCAUCAUACUGGACAACACUAGCAAUGACGUAGAGCUGCAAGCAAUCCUUCCAUCAGUAGCUGAGGAAGUGAUCUUGGUGACGGAACAGCUUCUAGAGACCCUGAACCAGGACCCUCUCACAAGUGAGACCAAGGAGCUCAUCAGGACACAGAUCAUAUCACUGAGAGACCCGGAACACAGAGUCAGGCAGAUUGUCCGUCAAAGGGUCCUAGAGUUCCUCAAAGUGAUACUAGUUUGUGCAGGUGGCUCUCGCCAGGUCCCCGUGGGUCUGUCGGCGUUCACAAAGGAACUCACUUCGGUGUCGGGAACUCUUUUGCGUUACGUGAUGCACAAUAAAGCGGUAUUCACCAAACACUACCUCGAUAUAAUCGAGGAGGAACUGAGUAAAAGUUAGGUAUAGUGAAUACUCGGUUAUCCGGACACCUAAUAAUCAAUUCGCAAUUUAGAACUCGAUUAUCCGGACAUCAGUUAUACGGAUUGGCAAUUGAUAACUCGACCAUCCGGAAAUGAAAUAUCCAGACUUGCAAUUAAAAACUCGACCAUCCGGACAUCACGGACAUGAGUUAUCCAGACUGGAAGUUAAAAACUCGAUUAUCCGGACACCAAAUAAUGGGUUCGCAAUUUAGAACUCGAUUAUCCGGAUAUCAGUUAUACGGAUUGGUAAUUGAUAACUCGACCAUCCGGAAAUCAAUUAUUCAGACUCUCAAUCAAAAACUCCCGGACAUGAGUUAUCCAGACUGGCAAUUAAAAACUCGAUUAUCCGAACGCGCAGUUAAAAUAUAUUAUCACAAUAACUCUUGCCAAUCUCAUAUAGAAGCAUUUCAAUCGCUGAAAACAGAAUGCCUUAUUACAGCAAUAAGUCCAGUUAAGUCUUUACUGUACUACGAUAAGUGGUGUGCACGGAGUUUGCAGUUAGAGUAAGCACUACUCGUAAAUACGAAAACGAUGAAUGUUUUUAGUAGGCAGUGCACAUAUGGAAAGUAGCCACUGAUUUACGAAGUUUUUGUUCCGACUUUCGAUUACUAAAUUGUAUAUAAAGUCAAACCAUAUAAUAUUCAGUAUUUUUUACAUUUUAAUAAUAACAAGUUUUAAAAAAAAUCAUUUGUAUCUCUUUUAUUAUGAUACUCGUAGUGAUUAAUCGAAAAUGUAUUUAAAAAAAACAAUUAAUUUAUACAUGAUUCAAAUGUAUUUUUAAGUAAUAACAAAAAUUAACAAUCAUUUGCCUUUAUUUACAGACUGCAAGAACAAUGCAAUGUACAAGUUUUUAUAUUUUCAUACCAUUUUGCAAAGUUGAGGUUUUUAAGUUGCAGAAUGAAAUGUAUUUGUUAUCUAUCAUUAUUUAGGGAAUUCAAUGUUUUAUUUACUAAAUUCGAAACAAAGCUACGGGGUAGCUAAUUUAUUUUUAACCAAAUUUUGAAAAUUAAAAAUUUGUAAUUAUUUUUAAAAAAACAAUUAUGUUUUGUGUAAUAAUGUUCCAGAAAAUAUCUGCAUUUGUAUUGGAAUUUGUAUUUUCAACAUAGUACAGUAGUGUUUUAAAUUAAAAUUUUAACAAUUUUAUUAACUUUUUACUAUGAACCCAUGGGAGCAAAGGAAUUGUUUUGUAGAAAUGUGUAAUGUAUUUCUAUGUGCAAUACUCAUUAAUAAACAAUUUAAUAACA